AUGGAUUGGACCGAUUCGUCAAAGCCAUCAUCGUCGUCCUCGUCUUCUCCUGCCUCCGAUUCCCUCUCGUCAUCCAACUCGCGUCCGUCAACCCGUGCCCUGACUCGGCAGUCGUUGCAGCAGUCGUCCACCACCUCAACCUCGCCGGCGGCCUCACUCGUCCCUGUACCCACUCUUCCACACUCGAGAAGUGUCGUUGAGCCCGACACUAGCGCCGACUCUCCUUCCGACCUCUCGGCGGCCCCGGCUUCGUUGCGGCAGCGUCGCUCUUCACGCAAGCGAACAGCGUCGUCUCCCCUUCGCGCCCCGGCCGACCAUUCCGAUCACGCUGACAACACCGCUGCAGCUCACUCCCCUUCGUUGCUCGCUGCUCACAACAAGCGCGCUCGCCAAUCCAGCCUAACUGACGAUAACGUUGCCGAAGUAGCCGCAGCAGACACUCACUCGCCUCGUUCCCGCCGCUCGCAUACAUCGUCUCGAGAUCUUGCUUCGCGCUCAUCCGUUGCCGCUGCUUCGUCGUCUUCCUCGUCCUCCACUUCGCCAGUCUCGCGCCACAGCCCUCGUCGAGCUUUGAGUUCAUCUUCAGCCUCUCCAAUGGAUUCGUCCCCGCCGUCUGCCAAGCAACCAUCCAAGCCAGCAGCAAGCGAAACUGCAGCCUCGCCUGCAUCUGACGCCAAACCCACAAGCUCGGACUCUGCGGCUGCCACCAACACCACCACCACGACUACAACCACAACCAGCACUACAGCCACAAACACAACAACCACUAACAGCAGUACAGACACUUCCAACGCCAGUAGCACAACCGCCGCCAGUGAGCUCUUUGGCGAAGGAGGCGUUUCAGCGGAGCACCCGUUGCAGGGCCUGUUGCGCCGCCUCGGUGCCAAUCUCGACAACCUCGUUCAAAAUGCUGGCGACAACGGUGGUGGGACGCGGGGCUCGCGCUACCGUUCGCUGAUUGCCUCAAUCACAGACUAUAGCGAUGAAGGCGCGCAGUACACGUCGCUUGUCGAGCUGUGUGAAGUGUUGUCCAUGGGGACGGAGGAAACGCUUGGCUCGUUUCCUGUCGACGCGGCCAUUCCUGCACUGCUCGAGCUGUUGAACGCCGAGCACAACCCAGAAAUGAUGCUUUUGGCGUGCCGUGCGCUGACGCACAUGAUGGAGGCGCUCCCGGCCAGCAUUGCAAACGUUGUUCGGCAAAACGUGGUGCCUGUUCUCUGCGCCAAGCUGCUCACCAUUGAGUUUAUCGAUCUGGCCGAGCAGUCGCUCACGGCUCUCGAAAAGAUCUCGCACGAGCACGGACUGGCGCUCUUGCGCGCCGGCGGCCUUUCUGCCGUCCUGUCGUACCUCGACUUUUUCUCGACCAGCCUCCAACGAUGCUCGUUGGCCAUCGCCAGCAACAUUUGCCGAAGCAUUCCGCGCGACUCGUUCGGACUGGUGGAAGACGCCAUUCCAAUUCUCACCAAUCUUUUGCAGUAUCCCGACAAGAUUGUCGUGGAGCGAGCGUGUCUGUGUAUCGCGCGUCUCAUCGACAAUGCGCGCCGCGAUCGUACUCAAAUACAAACCAUCGUGUCGCACGGCUUGCUCCCGAACCUGAUGCAGCUCAUCGCUGCUGUGCCGCCGCUCGUCAGCUCUGGCACCUUCACCAUGAUUGUGCGAAUGCUGGCUUCCCUGGUCGGUGCAGACCCUGCUUUAGCCGCCACGCUGUUGCAAGAGUUGCAGAUUGCCAGCUCGCUGCGGCAAAUGCUCGCCACCGGCAGUGCCGUUGCAAGUGCAGCUCCAGCCACCGCUCCGGGAUCGCCCGCCACUCCGAGCCGCAGCUCAAACGCGAGCCCCGCUUCGUCGUCUGUGCCAAUCACACUGCCUGCAGAGCAACUCUACGAAAUCCUCUCGCUCAUUGGCGAACUGCUUCCUCCCUUGCCCGUGGACGACGCCGACCCACUCAAGCAGCGCGACUCGGCUGCGAGGGCAAUGCUGCAACGCGGCCCCUUUGGUCGUGAGCCUCGCAUUCGACGCAUCAGCGGCACUGAGGACGCUGCUCUGGAGGAAGAGGAGCCAGAAGCCUCGUCCACAUCAACCUCCUCUGCGACCGCCAACGCAACGACAGAGUUGGACCCGCGCACUGUACUUUACACUCAACAUCCAGAGCUCAUCACAUCCAUCGGCGAGUCGUUGCUGGCAACGCUGCUCGACGCCUAUCUGGCCUCUGUGAGCACGCUUGUUCGCCGCCUCUGCCUCUCCGCCAUCCUCAAAAUUGUUUUCUUUGCUCCGGCGCCUGUGCUGGUCGAGUUGUUGCGUGAUUUGGCCAUUUCUUCCUUUAUCGCGGGUCGGCUUGCGGCAGAGGACGAUUUGCUUGUGGUCGACGGACUUCGGAUGGCAACCAUUCUGAUGGAGAAGAUGCCCACCAUCUUUUCCGUGUAUUUCCGUCGCGAGGGUGUGGUGCACGAAAUGCAGCGGUUGGCGUCGACUGGUGGAAAGCACGAGUCUCGGACGGAUUCUCCCUUCAGUACGCCGACGCUCAAUCGCCGUUCGAGCGACAAGUUCAAGACCGCGGCAGCCACCACGCCUGCUGGUGAGUCGACAACCACCGCGGAACCUUCGCGAAAAUCCUCCCGAUACGCUCCUUCAAAGUCUCCUCGUACCUCGACGUCCAGCUCUGAAGCCGCUGCUGCUGCUGCUGCCGCACCUCCUCCUUCGCUCGCCCCGGUGCCGACCCUGCCUGCCUCGCCCUCGACCCCAGCUGCUGGCAAAGCUUCUGCGGAAAGCCCGGCUCGACCCGGCAGCAGCAGCAGCAGCAGCAGCAGCCGUACCCCUGCUGCUGCGUCAGGUCGGUCGCCGCAAUUUGCUGGGUUUAUCCAACUCCGCGCACAACAGGUCAUUGAGCGCUACUUUGACGCCUCCUCCGAGCUACAACACAGCGCAACGUCGUCUGCGUCCUCGCAAGUCCUCAAUCGGCUACAGGCAUUGGCAGAGCAGCUCGGUAAAGAGCCGUUCUCGGGCGACGGUGCCGCAACCACCUCGUCCGCAUCAGAUGCACAGCAGCGGGCGGAGGUCGUGGCCACCGGCCUGACGUCGCAGCGCAUUCGAGAAGCCAACGCACACGAUCUCUCUACUCUUCGGGACAUUCGCGGCAUCCUUGUAGAUCGCAAGGUCAACGUCUCGGCCUUUGAGUUGCACAACAGUCGCCUCGUGACCAGCUUGCUCCGCUACCUUGCCUCCCGAAAACUGUGUGUUCCGCACACCCAGCGCCUGGCCAACUUUUGCGACAUUUUCCUGGUCAGACCUGCGCUGCCGGACGCUGUCGACGGAGGCGCAACACCAAUGGUGACGGAUGAUGCUGGCGCUAGCGCCGCCGCACCAGCCGGGUACGGAGAGCCGGGCUUGAUGGCCCUCGUCCAGAAAGUGCAAGGCGCACUCAACAUGCAGGAGCGCUUCCGUAUGGUCGUCAGCGAAGCCUUCGCUUCAGAGGCUGCAGCAGCCGGAAGCGCCUCGGCCAGCAACAGCAGUAGUAGUAGCAGCGGUGAUAAUGGCGCAUCGGGCGGCAUGGUUGCCAGCCUUCGCGCUGGGCUCAAAUACCUGUCUCAACCAGUGAAGAUCCGACUGUCCAAACAACCCGACGAGCGCCGCUUGGGCGACUUUUCUUCCAACCUUGUGCUCCUCGAGCCGCUUGCCACAGUCCAAGCUGUCGAAGAGUUCCUUUGGCCCCGCAUCCAGCUCUCAGCCGAGCAAUUGGCAAAGGAGAGCCGCGAACAAGAACAGCAGCAGCAGCAGCAGCAGCAAGCGCAAAAGCCUGCUUCCCCGAUGGGUCGUGGCCCUGCUACUGGUCGUGCGUCGCCUUCGAGUUCGACCCCCUCGCCAUUUUCGCGCCGCCGAAAGCAACCUUCCGAGUCCUCUCAGAGCGAUCCCAUGCUCGUUGACGAGGACAGCAACCAAGAGCAGCCCGUGCUUGACGCCGGCGGUGACGAGGAGGAUGACGACGACGAGUAUGAAGACGAGCAUGACAAGUGCGAGGACCAUGACGACGACGAACAUGACGAUGCGCAGGAGGACGAAGACGGCGAUGACUCGCUCAGUGGCGAACUGCUCGACGUCGACAUGGACAUGGAGGUGGAUGAUGAUGGUGUGUCAGACCCUCAUCCUGACCAGUCUGCUGAUGUGCAACUUCCCGAUUCUGCGCCGUCCUUCUUUGGGCAGGCCCGCAAGACGUCUUCUUCCGACAAGACAUCUUCGUCCGACAAGGACAAGGAAAAGGGUGGCCGAGCGCUGCGUGCCGCACGCAGUCUCUCGUCGGAAGUCUCCAAGAGUGGCGCCAAGCAUCCAUCCCACUCUGCAUCCCCGAGUCGGUCCCUCUCGCACCCCAGCGGUACGACUGGCAGCAGUGUGUCUGCAAGCACCAGCGAGCCGUCGUCGGCAUCGCCCUCACCGAGCAGCCAACCCUUGCCGAAACUCUCGCCCGAAUCUCUGUGCAUCUUCCUGAACGGCCACGAGCUUAGUCGUAGCAUGUCCAUCUUCCAGGCCAUCCAACGUUUUGGUGCCCAGCACGCUCACCAAGAAAGUGCCAGCUCGUCAUCUUCGUCGACGUCAGCCUCGCAUCCACAUGUGCGAUCGCGGUUGAUGGGAGGCAUUCUCACCUUCACUUAUGGGCUGCGCGAUGUCCGUGCUGCAGCUCUGGCGCCGUCCAGGCAAGAGUCGGCGGCAGUGGCGAGCGGCGCGUUGGUGCGCACCUCGACAUACGCCAUUCCGCUGACUGUCUCGAGCUCGGUGGUGGCCUCGGAUCCAGCUGACGAUUGGGAUUCUCUUGAAAUCCAAACCACACUCCAGAGCCUGGCCAUGGCCCUUCCGUGCGAGUUGGAGGACGAAGAAGCCAACGUCAGCGACGCGCUCGCGCUGCUUCGAGCGUUGCAUGCCAUCAACAGCGGCUUCCGUGGCAUCUAUCAGGCGAACAUCAACCGCAUUGCCCAAGUUGCGGCGCGUUCGGUCGCUGGAAUGACCGAUGCAUCGGCCGAAGAGGGUGCGACUGCACUGACGGCUGCUAUUGGGAAAAUCCUGCAUCCGCCGCAGAGCACGAGCGAUGGCUUACUGGGUCUUGUCCCGCAGUCCAUUGCCCCGCUGCCGGCUCAAGAGUUUUCCAACACCAAGCUCACAGCCAAGCUCAUGCGCCAGCUGCAAGAUCCGUUCGUGCUGUUCAGCUCGACUCUUCCGCACUGGUGUGGCGAGUUGUGCAGGGCCGCCACCUUCCUCUUUCCCUUUGAGGCGCGGCAGACCUUCUUUUACUCGACGUCCUUUGGCAUUUCGCGCGCCUUGAUGCGUUUCCAGCAGAUUGCGCAGAGCUCAGCAGCUGUGGGUGCCGAUGGCCGUGGCCGACAGGGCGCAGGAGGCAAUCGCGACAAUGACUUCCGCAUUGGCCGCAUCUCGAGAACCAAGGUCCGCAUCGCACGUGCGCGCAUGCUGGAUUCGGCGGUCAAGGUGAUGGAGUCGUAUGCCAACUCCAAGUCCUUGCUGGAAGUGGAAUACUUUAACGAAGCGGGCACCGGACUCGGCCCUACCCUCGAGUUUUACUCGUCCGUGUCGCUGGCCUUCCGUCGUGUCGAGCUCAACAUGUGGCGUCGCGACUUUAGCCUGCCAUCAGCGACAACUGCGGCCAAGCCAGCUGAGUCUGAUGCGUCUGGCGAGGUGCAGUUUGAAAGUUUGCUUUCGGCCGCCUCGCUCGUCGAGACAAGUGAGGGUGAGGGUGCGUCUGAUCGCGGCAGUUCUCUUGGCCCCAAACACGUCUGGGCGGCCAACGGUCUCUUCCCGAGGCCGAUCGCGCCCUCUCUGUCAGCCUCAGACGCCGCAGUGAAAACACAAACCAAGCUGUUUGACACGCUUGGUCGCUUUGUCGCAAAGGCGCUGUUUGAUUUCCGCAUUGUCAAUCUGCCAUUCAGUGAGGUGUUUUACAAGGCUGUUCUCGGUCAGCCGCUCCUUCCUUCGGAUGUGGCUAUCGUUGACCCGGCACUUGCGCAGUCUCUCGACAAACUUCGUGCACUGAGUCGCGCUCACCGUGCCGUUGUCCACGCAGCGGCAGUGUCACCUGCUCAGCACGCUGAAGCGAUGGCAUUGCUCACUGUCGAUGGCGCCACCCUCGAAGACCUGUGUCUCGACUUUACUCUUCCCGGUGCUCCCGACAUUGAGCUCAAGCCCAAUGGUGGUGAUAUUGCCGUGACUCUUGGUAACCUCGACGAGUAUAUUUCGCUCGUUGAAGAUAUGAUCCUCAACACGGGUAUCGCUCGACAGCUCGAGGCCUUCCGCACGGGCUUUGCCGUUGUGUUUGAGGUUUCCAGCUUGGCCUACUUUAGCCCGGCAGAGCUUCACCUGUUGAUCAACGGCGCGCGUACCGAGCCUUGGGACAAGAAGACUCUCAUGGAAAGCUGCAAACCCGAUCACGGCUUUGUCAUUACGAGCCGGGCUGUGCAGCUCUUGUUUGACGUCUUGUCAGACUUUACCCCGCAAGACCAGAGCAAAUUUUUGCAGUUUGUUACCGGCAGCUCCAGUCUGCCAGUUGGCGGCCUGCAAGCGCUCAACCCUCCACUCACCAUCGUGCGCAAAACCCCGGAUGCUCCGCUUACGGCAGACGACUACCUGCCAUCAGUCAUGACGUGCGUCAACUAUUUGAAGCUGCCAGACUACUCCUCUCGCGAAGUGCUCGAAAAGCGUCUCCGCUUUGCCAUCAAUGAAGGCCAAGGCGCGUUCCACCUGUCUUGA
This is a messenger RNA of Capsaspora owczarzaki ATCC 30864, 6741 nucleotides long. RefSeq names its product thyroid hormone receptor interactor 12. Gene Ontology annotation, molecular function: ubiquitin protein ligase activity. Gene Ontology annotation, biological process: proteasome-mediated ubiquitin-dependent protein catabolic process; protein polyubiquitination. The record is from RefSeq and is a predicted model, not a curated record. The coding region runs from base 1 to 6741 and encodes 2246 amino acids. NCBI's taxonomy places the organism in Eukaryota, Filasterea, Ministeriida, Capsasporidae. The transcript is spliced from 4 exons.